Molecule: messenger RNA, 441 nt
Organism: Staurois parvus
Lineage: Eukaryota; Metazoa; Chordata; Amphibia; Anura; Ranidae
Source: the annotation of a GenBank genome assembly
GUCCAUCCCCCUCCAUAUCAUGUAAUUCAGGCGUUCCAAUCCCCUCCAUAUCAUGUGAUUCAGGUGUUCCAAUCCCCUCCAUAUCAUGUGAUUCAGGCGUUUCAAUCCCCUCCCAAUCAUGUGAUUCAGGUGCUCCAAUCCCCCUCCAUAUCAUGUGAUUCAGGUGCUCCAUUCCCCUCCAUAUCAUGUGAUUCAGGUGCUCCAUUCCCCUCCCAAUCAUGUGAUUCAGGUGUUCCAAUCCCCUCCAUAUCAUGGGAUUCAGGUGUUCCAAUCCCCUCCCAAUCAUGUGAUUCAGGUGCUCCAAUCCCCUCCAUAUCAUGUGAUUCAGGUGUUCCAAUCCCCUCCAUAUCAUGUGAUUCAGGCGUUCCAAUCCCCUCCAUAUCAUGUGAUUCAGGUGUUCCAAUCCCCUCCAUAUCAUGUGAUUCAGGGGUUCCAAUCCCC